UCAAAAAAUACAUUUUUUAUUCAUGUUUAAUGCAUAUUGCUCAAAUAACGAAAAAGUCAUAUACCAUUUAAAAUAUCAGAUUAGAAAAAAAUUGCUCCAAUCAAUAUUCUUUAAUUUUUAUACCUCUAUUCUCUGUUCUAUCGUUUAUCAAGAGAAAAAGAGCAUCAACUGAACAGAUUGUGUACAACGAAUAGGACAGACGAAUAAGACAGAGAAUACGUCAGACGAAUCAUACAGAAGAAUAAGACAGACGAUUAAUUCAAGAUGGCGGCAACGACCAGACACGAGGCGGAAUUGAAGAAAAAGUGCAAGGCGAUUAUAGAGGAUAAAAAUUCCACCCUCCUUGAGAUAUUCCGGGCCCAGUGUCUGAUGCGUGGAGCCUGUGGAAUCAAAGAACUCGGCAGGACCUUCCGAAUCAUAGACGACAAUAAGAGUGGAACUCUGGACCAGAAGGAGUUCGAGAAGUGUGUGAGAGAUUUCGGACUGACUCAGUUCACCAAAGAACACACCGACCAGCUGUUCCAGGAAUUCGACAAGGACAAGUCGGGAACCAUAGACUACGAGGAGUUUCUCGUCAAAAUGAGACCGCCUCUCAACAACAGACGGAUGGAUUUGAUCAUGCGUGCUUUCUCCAAGUUGGACUACGACAAGAGUGGACUGGUGACGAAGGAGGACCUGGAGGGUGUGUAUGAUGUGAGCAAACAUCCCAAGUACAUGAGUGGGGAGUGGGGCGCCGACCGCAUCUUCGAGGAGUUCCUCAAGACAUUCGAGUCCGAGGAGUCCACCGACGGCACAGUGACUCGUGAUGAAUUCGUGGCCUAUUACGCAGGAGUGUCUGCGUCCAUAGACAGUGACGCCUACUUUGACGUCAUGAUGAACAAUGCAUGGCGACUGGGAGAGAAGAGUGCUCCUCGCAAACAGUGGAAGGAACAGAAGGAGGACUCUCUCAUGGUCAAGAUGCCGGAUGGAAAAGUGCGCAACACGUCCAUAGUGCCCAAGGGCGGUAACGAGGGAGAGAUCUGGCGCAGUAAACUGUGGAGCCAAUCAGCCGAGGAAGCCCCUUCAGACCAGAAAGCACCCCCCUAUGCUUGGGGCAAGGGUGCAUGUAGAGCCGGCGGUAUCCCCUCUGUCAACGAAGUCUACCCCGAUCCUUAAAAAAAUCGGCCCAAGUCACGCAAACACUGAUCAUACCAGAAAGACUG
This is a messenger RNA of Symsagittifera roscoffensis, 1202 nucleotides long. Its product is annotated as calcyphosin-like protein. The transcript is spliced from 6 exons. Bases 265 to 1155 code for a protein of 296 amino acids. Lineage: Eukaryota; Metazoa; Xenacoelomorpha; Acoela; Convolutidae. Gene Ontology annotation, molecular function: calcium ion binding. The record is from RefSeq and is a predicted model, not a curated record.